Messenger RNA from Parnassius apollo (apollo), 1179 nucleotides. NCBI's taxonomy places the organism in Eukaryota, Metazoa, Arthropoda, Insecta, Lepidoptera, Papilionidae. The record is from the annotation of a GenBank genome assembly.
AUGUGUUAUAAAAAGUGUCAAAGUUCUUUUCACGGGAAAAUAAGUGAAAUUCCGGGAAUAUCUGUGGAUAAUUUUACUGGAAAGAAUGCUACAUCAAGAGCUUACUUCUUAAGCCAUUUUCAUGCUGACCAUAUUCAAGGUCUUGAUGAGCCCUGCUUACUAGAACAUUUGAAGAAAACUAAUGUAUUUAUCUAUACAACAGAAGUCACAUUAACCGUCAUGAGACAUGAAUUUGGGGAUAUAGAACUUCUUGAAUAUGUAAAAGGAUUAAAUAAAGAAUCCAAACUGAUAACACUACCCAGUGUUCCGGAAGACGAUUUGGACGAAAUGUUUGUGGAGGUGACACUAAUUCCUGCAGGGCAUUGCAUGGGAUCUACCAUGUUUCUCUUUAAGACCACAAAGAAAACUAUUUUAUACACAGGCGAUUUCCGUAUAAGAAUUAAUGAUAUACCAAAAUACGCAAAACUACACGAGCGAAACGGCGACCCGAUAAACAUCGACGCGAUGUAUGUGGACACGACCUUUAUCAAGGAGGAAUUCGAGGAUUUUCCAAAGAGAAGUGAAACAGUUGAUACUGUUAUCUUUGAAAUCAAUAGAUGGCUGAAGACCAGUGCGAAAUAUGCAGUGGCUAUAUAUAUGCCCGCCAAUUUUACAUAUGAAUUUAUCUUCAACCAAAUACAAAAGAGAUUAAAUACAAAAGUAUAUGUCAAUGAUAAGAAGUGGAGGUUGUAUAGCACAAUACCGGAGCUUGUUCCUGGUAUAACAAACGAUGACAGUGAGACCCGGAUACACCUGUGCGCGUCCAGAUCCGAGCGAAACUCGCAUCCGUCGUGCGUGAGACAGGAUUAUGAGAAAUACCUCUUUGUUUAUCUCACCGCCAUGAAGUGGGAUAACUAUAAUGUCGAUUCUACACCCGUGAACCGGGUAACUCCCACCAGAAUAGACGCUUGCUUUGCCACACACUGUUCACGGCGGGAGGUAGUGAGUUUUGUCAGUUAUUUUAAGCCGGUGAAAGUGGAAGGAUUCCCUAACGGUUAUGUGGCUGCAACGCCAAUUAAGAAAAGUAUUGAUGAAUUUGUGCUUUCACCCAAAGAUAGAAGCCCUUCCGGUGUUAAAAGAAAGUAUUCUACGACUGCCGACAAACACAAUAUGAAGAAUGUUACGAAGAAGAUUUUUUGA